GUACAAGAACAUUGUAAAUGUUUCCUGGGAAUAUCAUUGAAAAUAUUUCUAUAAAUAACAUAUUUACAAAUUUUGAGCAUUUUUCUUUUAAACGAGGUUAAGAUAAUGUUAUUAGGGAAAAUUCUAAGGUUAUCUCUUCAAAGAAAUGCAAAAUAAGUAAUACUAGAACGACAGAAUAAAUCAACGCUUCACUUUAGCAAUAUAAGCCAAAUUGUAGAAACAUGUUCGCGUUUAAAAUUUUUCUACUAGUAUUCAGUUCAUCUGGAAUUCUAGCUCAUCAAUAUGGUGCCUCUAAAGCUGAAACAAAAGGUGGCCUUAAUUUGGGUAUCGGAUUAGGACUUGAAGGAAGCGGACAUGACGCAAACUCGCAAACUAAUGGUCUACCAGGAAUAGGCGCGCACGUCAAAGCAAAUGUUGAUAUUGCAGGAAUGCAUUUAGGCUACGACGAAGGAGUGGAUCUGGGAGGUAGUAAAGGAAUUGCUUUAACCAAACAAGUUGAUGUCGCUGGCCACAAAGUAGGUGUAGAGCAAAAUGAAAUAAAUCUGGGACAGAAAACAGGAAAUCAGCCUGGCCAAGGUAUCGAUGGACAAGGUGGAGGGCAUAGUAGUACAUUGCAAGGAGAUUUAUCCGGUAAAACAGAGGGGGCAGUUAUAUUGACAACUGAUGGUAGUCAAAGAACGCAAACAAAAUCGCAAAAUACUAAGGGUUUACCUAAUCUUGGCGACAUUUUACUAGGAAGUGGAAUCAACACUGGUAGCCAAGAUCACGGAGCUACCAACACAAAUCAAGAUGGAGUAUUCAAAGCUAUAAGUGGUAUAUUUGGAAAAGAUAAACAAGAAGGUCAGAGAGGUGAUGCAGAUACUCACACAGGAAAACCAACUAAUUUAGGUUUAGAUGGAGUAAAAAGUAUCGAUUUAACAAAAACUGUAAAUGGUAUAUUUGGAAUAGAUAACCAAGAAAGUCAUACAGGUAGUGGAAAUAUUCACAGAACUACUGGCAUUGAAGGAAAAGCAACAAAUAUAGACACCAAUCAACUACAUACGAAUUCUUAUGGGUUAGACAGCUAUGGAGGCAGUUCUGGAACAACAAGAGGUAAUUCGAAUGGCAAAAAUUUGGAUAUAGGUCACCAAUAUAAUUCUCUUGGACAACAUACACAAGGUAGCGGUAGUUAUAGUGGUAGCUCCAGUCAUAGUUGGUCAAAUUCUGAACGUCUUCAUUCUCAUAAAUCAGGUAGUUCUAAGGACAGCUCAUUACAUUUUGGUAAUCGUCCGUUUUUCGAUGACCAUUCAGCGGAAGAUUCUGAAAUAAUUACUUCUGGAACUGGCCACAGUACAAAAACUGUCAUACAUGAUCAUGGACGUGACCAUUCUCAUGCAUCAGGCAAUUCUAGGGGUAAUUCAUUACAUUUUGGUAAUCGUCCGUUUUUCGAUGAUCAUUCAGCAGAAGAUUCUGAAGUGAUUGUUUCUGGAAGUAGUCACAGUUCAAAAAGUACCACACAUGAUCAGGGACGUGGUCAUUCUCAUGUAUCCAGCAAUUCUAGAGGUAGUGUAGUACAUUUUGGUAAUCGUCCGUUUUUUGAUGAUCACUCAGCAGAAGAUUCUGAAAUUAUUACUUCUGGAAGUGCUCACAGUACAAAAACUAUCAUACAUGAUCAUGGUCGUGACCAUUCUCAUGCAUCAGGUAAUUCUAGGGGUAAUUCAUUACAUUUUGGCAAUCGUCCAUUUCACGAUGAUCAUUCAGCGGAAGAUUCUGAAAUGAUUGGUGUUGGAACUAGUCACAGGUCAAAUAAUCAUAGACACGACAUCUCUACUGGACACGGAGUGGGUCUUAAUUCAGCUAUAAGUGGAAAACAGGAAACUGGAGAAAGUUAUGGAACAGGCCACUCAUCAGGUGGACAUGUUCACAAGAUAAUUAAUGUUAUUGAGGUUGAAAGAAAUCAUAGAGAUUAUGGAUCGCAUCAUUCUUCGUCAGGUGAAUAUGUUCACAGAAUAACUGAUGGCAUCAACAUUGAUAGAGAUCAUAGAGGUCAUGGAUCAGGUCAUUCGUCUGUCGUAGAAUCUGGCCAUACUGGGGGAUUAGGAUUGGGUCUUGCUGGCAGCCAUAGGUCUGGGGGAAGUCAUGAAUCAGGGGGAGAAUACAGUCACGGGAUAGGUCUUGGAAUUGGUAUUGGAAGUAAUCACAGAGAUGUUGAUGACUUCGGCAGUAGCAGUGGAACUGGAUCACAUGGACAGGGUGUUGAUGGACAUGUUGUAGUUGGUGGAUAUGGAACUGGCCCCUCAGAUAGAGGAGCAGGUGCUGGGAUUGGUCUCGGAAUUGGUAUUAAAGGUGGUCAACAUACUAGCAGCGGAUAUGGUCACAGUUCAUAUUCUGGUUGAUAUCACUUUUUAAUGGGAAAUAAGACUUAAGAAAUAUUUUUUGAUAAUAAUAAUAUAUACCAAUAUAUAUGAUUGUUAUACCAAUUAUUUUGAUUUAUUAUUAAAAAUUUAAAUAAAUAGUAUUUUCACUGUCGUUCCAUUUACA
Messenger RNA from Diabrotica balteata, 2520 nucleotides. The record is from the annotation of a GenBank genome assembly. NCBI's taxonomy places the organism in Eukaryota, Metazoa, Arthropoda, Insecta, Coleoptera, Chrysomelidae.